Molecule: messenger RNA, 1068 nt
Organism: Peronospora matthiolae
Lineage: Eukaryota; Oomycota; Peronosporomycetes; Peronosporales; Peronosporaceae
Source: the annotation of a GenBank genome assembly
AUGGCUCCAGACCAGAUACCGUCAGCUGCAGACAAGCGCGCCGCUCGUCGCACCCGCGUGCUGCAAGGAAGCAGGAGUCGUCUCCAGCUCGUGACGGGGGAAAUUUCGACGCUAAAACCGCCCAGUGACGAGUUCAGUAGUGACAUUUCGAUUCCAAAAUCUCAAGUUUUAGAUUCUAGGGGGGAGGUCGAAACGAACUCGGAAUCGCUUGUCCCGUCUUCUGAGCCAUCACCAGCUGUUCCAAUUCCACUUUUUCGCGUGGAUCAAGCCCAGAGACGUCGAGACGCAGCGGUCCGACGUCGUCAGAAGGAGAAGAACCAACAGGAGGAGAGUGGACGAGUGGAUGCUAUUGAGCCAGGAAAGUCUGAGCCAAUCGAAUCAGUUCGUGAACACCAGCUGUUCGAAACUGCCUCGUCUGCUGGAUGUAGUAGCAAGAGAGCCAGUUCGCACGGGAUGGCGCUAAAGCUCUCUUUCUUGGAGGAAAAACUUGUGCUGUUGCUGAUUAUCGCGACAGCGCUCUACGCUGCUGUAAACAUGGAUGUGAGCGUAAUUAUGGCCAAAAUGGCCCGAAACAAUGAGCUGGUCGAUGUGAGCUACGACGACCUGCUCGCUAGUGGCGUAUCUAUGGAAUCGAUUCGGCAACAACUCGAACGAGGACAUGUGCCAUCUGGACGGAAGCAAGAAGAGCUGGAACAUUUACGGAAUCAGGAGCAGCAUUCUGAUGCGAACGCGUUGUUCAUGACUGGUACAAGUGGAUGGCUGCCAGAUGUGGCGAGUUUGGGAGACUUUUUGACGUCGUUGAUGGCACAUCCACCUGUUGUAUUGUGUGUGUUUCUCGUGAGACUGCUGGUCUCCACUGGAGCAAACGCUUUGCAUAAAGUGCUGGCGCUGCCAGAAGUGAACCAUUCAGAAGAGGGCGAUCUGGGCUUUGUCGUCAAUGUGGCACUAUCUGGUCGCCCGAUGCUGAAAGCGUUUCUAGUGAAAGGCCGCAAGUCGCUGGACGACUUGUUUGUCUUUCUUUUUGCGCUCGUAGUGUUUGUUGCUAUUCGUGUCAUUUGGCUCAGCUAG